UAUGUUCUUAAUUAAAUUCUUUCUAUUGCUAAUUUUAAUUAAGGAGAUAGUAACUUUUGCUAUAAUUCCUCAUAAUGAAGUCACAUCUACUGGAUAUCCAGAAGCAAAAUCCGAAGUUAGUAUUAAACGUCUUCGUCGCCUUACAAAUGAUUCCGAUAAUAAUUUAAUAUUUCCUGACCCAGAAUUGCCUAAAUUACCAAAAGAUUUAGAAAAUACAAAUCCUGAUUGUCUUUUGUGGCAAUAUAUUCAAGCAAAACCUUUGACAUUAGAAAGUUCUCGUGAGGAAAUUAAAGGGUUUUGUGUAGUAAAUAAUUCAACAGAAAACAACAACAAUAAUGGUUGGUGUGAAAUUGAAUUAAAUUUAAUUAUUAAACAAUUUGGACAUAAAACUAUAAAAUCUUUUCACCUUGAAAAUGAAAUAAUUGAACAUUUUGAUUUUAAAUUUUAUAUUCAAUUUACAAAAAGAGGACUUUGGCAAGUUGUUGGAAUUCCCAACUGCGAGAAUGGUAAAUUAAAGAUGGAUAAAUACGGAUUGGGGGUUUAA
Meloidogyne enterolobii is the source of this 544-nucleotide messenger RNA. NCBI's taxonomy places the organism in Eukaryota, Metazoa, Nematoda, Chromadorea, Rhabditida, Meloidogynidae. The record is from the annotation of a GenBank genome assembly.